Molecule: messenger RNA, 765 nt
Organism: Symbiodinium sp. CCMP2592
Lineage: Eukaryota; Dinophyceae; Suessiales; Symbiodiniaceae
Source: the annotation of a GenBank genome assembly
AUGUCGGACUACCAGGCGCUUCCUAGUGAUGACGAGAUCGAUGCUUUCACGGGGAAGGCAUAUUGCUGCUUGCCGUUGUUGCUGUUGUCGAUAGCUCCGUUCUUUGGUGCCUACGCUCUUCUGGCAGAUGCAAACCAGGACUGGCCGAUUCUGCUGUAUGGUGCCGGCGGCUGGUGGCUUGCUCUGCUGAUGCGUGUUCCAGUGGUCCUCGGUACAAAGGCUCUCUUGGCUGAUUCAGCGUCGCAGCAGUCAUGGCUGCAGCUCAUUACAACCCUCGUGUCCGGGCCGGCAGAGGAAAGUGUACGGGUGACGAUGCUCUUCACCUUCGGAUGGGCUGCCCGCUUUGAUGCGAGCUUCGCCUUAGGUUUGGGCUGGACUUGCUUGGAGCUGGUCUUCACUUGUGUGCAGUCGCUUGCGGCGACGCAGCUCCUGAAAGCGGCAAAGUCCGGGAAGGAUCCAAAGGCGGUCGAAGCAUUUCACCAACUGGCUGCGCAAAGUGGGCGAGACGAUCCCUUGAGUUUGCAUCCGGCGUGGGGCAUCCUUGAGCGCUUCAGCGCUCACGAGCUCCACCUCGCGAUGGCGCUCCUGGGUGCGCUUUCCCCCUGGAUGGUGCUGGGAACUUCGUGCAUUCACUCUGCUAUCAAUUGGUCGACCGUGGCUGCCCUUCGAGCGCACGGCCCAGUCAUCGCAGAAGUUGGCCUGUUUAUCUUUGCCUCUGGACUGCUUCUCGCGGCACUAGGCAUGUGGAGCCAGUUGCGGCCAUGA